AAGGUAAAACGUCAUCCAAACAUUGACACAAAAACACAACCAAGUCAAUCAAAUCAAAUCGGUAAUUGAUAGAAUAUAUAUCUAGGAUUUGAUGAAUACUUCAAAAGUCACAGAAAUAGACUGCAAUGCCCACUGAUUGGAUUGUUUUGUAAAACCAAAAAGCUUCAUCUUUAGCCAGCUAUCAUGCUAAUGCUAACAAUGGCAACAAUUACCUUCUACGGUAUGUGGUCGUGUUAUCAUCUGAAAACUGAAUAGUGUUUCAUAUUUGCAGCCAUCUAGUGGUCAAUGGAGGAAAUGUGCCUAGACGCUACAGGCGAUUGGGGAUUGGUACUGAGGCGCCACCUAUUGGACUCAUUUGUUCAUGACACAGCAAACAAAAGACUUGUUCUUGAUUUCAAACUAAACUAUGUCAAUGCUAAAUCCCCCAAAUAUUUCUUCUUCAGUUUUAGAAAGCGUUCGGUGCCAGUAUUAUUGAGGUGUUUAAAAAAAGCAGCAGCAACUAAACAAUUAAGCAUAAUCAUAUAAGAAGGACUGAUGUCAUGUUUUUCAAAUCUGAAUUACUGUUGGGAAGCUAAACUUGAUGAUUACAAAUAUUUAAUUUGACAACUCUAAUUUGCCCUGUGAAAACCUUUGCAACCUUAAAAUAUCAACCGCAGAGAAAUACAAACUCUUAGAUGGCUUGAAAUGAAAAUUUAAUACACUUAAAUAUGAAAUAAUAUUUUACUCAAACAGUAAACCCAGAUAGUUAUUAUGGACAAUUUGUUAUAUCACAGUGUUCAUGUCUAUAAAUAUGACAAAAGAGCACUUGACUUAACUUCUCACCCAAUUUGAAAAAAGGAAAAAAAAAAAAACUUUUGUCCCUAUGGCUUCAAAGAGAUUUACCAGUUUAAAGUCGAGUCAUAUCAAGUUGAUUCCAGAUUUGUGGCUCAUUUGUUUUGUGAUUCCAUAUAUACAGAUAUACAGAAAUGAUUAACCCAUUUACAUUUUAUCUGGCAAAAUGCUUUAAGCACCAUCAUCUGGUUAAUAAGAACUGCCCUCUUAAAUUGGUCACGAAUUAAAAAAACAAAAAGUGAAUUACCAUUUAUUCAGACGUUUUCAAACAACAAUGAUUAUGAAAUGAAUGAGGUAAAUGCCCAAAUUUUCCUUGAUAACUCAACGCAUGGAAUGACAGACUUUGCAUUGUCUAACAUUUCAGUGAAAUCUUUGGAAAAAAAAUUUGACACCGUAGCGUCGACGUCAAUACGGUCAACACUGUGUCAUCCUUUCAUAACGGGACGUCAACAGUCGUCCAACUUUUUUACGCUCGGUUUAUGCACGCCAUAAAAGACCGACGUUAUUCAUCGCAAGCUACCUUCAUUUGUGCAAGUUGAGCAAAUGUGAUGCAAUACCCAACUAUAAUCUAAAAAGAAAAUACGAUAAAUAUCGUAUAGUAUAAAAGUGGUUUUUAACCGAGUAGUGUAAUCGUCGCGUCACCUUUCCACGCAACACUGGAUUGACGUAUUCACCAGCAGACGCAUUGAAACCGGACCAUCAUGGCCGCCGUGGCUGCUCAUCAUUGACGGCAGCAGAUGAAACCGGACCACCUCGUUCGCCAUUAUGGCCCCGAGGGCAGCUUUCAAACCGGACCAACAUGGCCGCCGUGGCCUUCUAUCCUACACGGAAAUAGUGAAACUAACAUUAGGAAACUUCUAGUGGUUGCCAAAUGUAAUAAUAAUAAUGAUGAUGUAUUAUCUAAUUAAACAUGUUUUGAUGAACAUCUCCACUAAUUUGACUAAUAUUAACCAGAAUGUACUGCAGAAAUUAAAAGCUGAUGAGCAAGAGAGGGGCAAAUUUGAUAAUUGUUUUAAUGUCAUGUAUGUUUUUAAUGUUUAGUCUACCGACCACACAAAUAUGUCAACUGUAAAUGUUAAGUUACUCCAAAAACUAGAGUGGCUAACAACUAGCACCUUAGCCACUAGCUAACUGUUAUGCCAGUCUUAUUAAAUUCCUUUUUAAUUGCCAACUUGUCAAGUAAACAAAGACAAAGCAAGCUUUUUUUAGGGAGGUUAAUGGUGCACUGACUGCCUAGUCAGCUUGGAGCUAUAAUAGAAUACAAUUCUAAUAGGCAAUCUUUAAACCUAAAGGUUGGGUGACAUAACAAAGGGCUUUGAUGGCUUUUAAGAGGCUCGGUUUGUCCUGCCACUUUAGUGGGUGGAUCGUAGAGAUCCACGCCAUCUCGCCAAGCGAUUCCAGAAGGAGUUUCAUGCGCUCCUCGAGUUCGGGGAGGAAACUUGAUGAGAGCUCGGCUGGUGAGUACCUCAACAACUCCAAUGUUACACUACAAAUUCUACCACCAUUUUUAAAUGCAUUUAAAAUAUUUUCAUGCAGCUUCUUCAUUGGAACUCAUGAGUAGUACUCAAUAUGACUUGUAAUGUAGUGGUUCAUAUUUCAGAUUUUUAUACAGCUGAUGUGGGAUCAAAUCCUGUUCACGUCAUAUGGCAUACUCCAUCUUCAGAUGUUUCCUGGCAUUGGUAGUGGGGUGGUUCCAGAUUUGGUACUGUAGUGGUUUCAAAUUUGUAUCAAGAUUAGUUACAUUUGAUUUGAAUGUAGCUGGUGUGGGCCGGGUCUCCUCUAACAUGCAUAUUGGAGAUCCUCAUUUUCUGUCUCCCAAAGUUUGCUCUAUUUUUUUUUUAGAUCUUUUCCAUUUUUUGUCCAAAACAUUGUCAGUAUUAUUAAAAAAUGAAGGAAGGAUAUGCUUGUUUAAGCCUGUGUAAAGAACCAUUUAUUCACUAGAUGCUAUAAUGUAAUGUAUGAUUUACAUUUUUGUUUGGUAGAAUUUGAAGUUGCUGAAGUGGAGGCUUAGAAGACUGCAAGUCAAAGUGAUUUUAGGCAGCCCGGAGUGAACAGCAUGGAGCACUUUCAGACGCUGCCCACUGACGAGGAUGUCAAGUGGGACAAGCUGCUGGACAACAUUUUGAAGUCGUCCGACGCCAUCCUGUGGGGCUCCACGCCCGCUAGCGUCCCACUGCCGCCGGAGCCACCGCAGCCUCCACCGCUGCCACCGCAGCUGCCACUGCUGCCACUAUCACCUAAAGAAGAACCCCAUGAUCUGCCUGUCACGACUGCAGCGAGCGAGCCCAAAGGAGCCAUGGAAUUGUUGCCCCUGGCGGGUGGUCAACAUCACCUGGACCUGCUGAUGGAGGGGAGCCCCCCGGAUAUGGACGAUGAGCUCUCCAACGUUCUGGAUGACUUUUGGUUGCCCGACUAUCUGGGUGGCCAACCCGGUCCUAUCAACAUCCAUGACCAGGUAACCAUCAGACACCUUUCAAACCCUCCUGCAUUUGUUAAGUAGCCCAAAAAGUUGGGUCGUCACUUUCCAUCCAAUUUGGGUUUAUUUUGAUCCAACUUAUUUCAGAGUGUGCACCUUUAAUACUGCUGGGUAAAAAAAAAAAAAAAAAAACAAAUUUGGGUCAGAAAUUGGACUGAUUGACCCAAAUAAAAAUUGUGUUGUUUUGAUUGUCGGUCCAAAUUCAAACCCAAAUUAUGUUAAAGUGAUAGUAAAAAAUAAAACUAGAAUAAAUAAAAAAAAAAAAGUUAAAAUAUUUACCCCUCCUAUGUUAAAGACAUUUAAUCGUAUUAAAACACAUGUAAAAUAAAGAAUAAUACACUUUUAUUAAACAUUGUAACCACAUCCCAGCACAAAAAUACUCAACAAGCAUAAAAAUAGUGCAUGGUUUGUCGUGUGGAUGUGCCUUGAAGCAGCCGUGUGAGCUGUGGCCGACAGCAGCUGCUGCUUGAGCGUCAUCAUUGUCGUUCGUUUUACCGUUGGAUGGAAUACUCAGCGAAGAGGGGAUUAAAGCAACGCGAAAGGGGCUUCUCAAGAUUGCCGGGUGGACAUUGCGCCCUUGCAAAGUUUCUCGUGCUUGUGCCUGUGCGUGUGUUUUCUCCCCAGGACGACGACGUCAUGGUGAUGCCGGCGCACGACAGCGUGAACCAGCCUCUUCUUGGAAGGCUGAUUGAUUUCCGCUCAGAAGAGGCGCACAUUAACGGCGAAAUGAUGUGCGGAGCGUCUUCGUCAUCUGACUCGCUUGAAGUUCCAACAGAAGCCUCACCGACCAUGAGUUCCAAAAGCCAAAGCUACAGCCACAGCCAGCAGGAAGCCCAUCGGCCCUACAUCAAGAAGCCACCCAACGCCUUCAUGCUGUUCCGCAAAGAGCAGAGUCCCAACGUGGUCGCCCAGUUCAACAUCACCAACUCAGCGGCGGUCAAUAAAAUCCUGGGAAAAAUGUGGAAGUCGCUGCCCAAAAAGCUGCAAGCCAAAUAUUACGAGCAAGCCGAAGAGCACAAGAUCCUCCACAGCCUGCAGUAUCCCGACUGGUCCUGCACUGAGAACUACGGCAAAAAGAGGAAGCGUGAUCGCACCAGGCACUGCACCAACGGCCCGAAGUCACAGGAGGACGAAGCCCCUGUGGCCGACCAGAGCUCCGGCGCAAUGGGCCACGCCCCCGGCGAGGACACCCUGCCCCGUCACAACCACAAGAGCGUCGUGGGGGAGACGCACACGUACGCGCACACGCGUGGCUGCUGACACGCCCACAGAUCGGGAUUCCCCCCCCCCCUCGCCCCCACCCCGGCUGUAACGUUAUGUACCCCCUGCACAAAGAGUAGUUGAGGAUUUAAAUUGGAUUUCUCCGAAAAACAUGUACAUUUAAAUUCAAGCUGAGAAUAGUACAGUAAACAUCAUCAGGGUGUCCCGCUAUUUGAUUUUUUUAAUUCAACUUUGCUCCAACGCUGGUUUAUAAUAAAUGCAAUACCAAUGUCGACCACAGGGUAGCGCUAGACCUACUGAAUUGAAGUCAACAAAGUAUUGAGCACAAUUUUUAUUGAAAACGGUUGCAUUUUAUCUCCCGUGAACCUGCAUUUUAUGCCUACAAAAAAAUGCCAGUUGCAGGCAGAUUUUUUUUAAAACAAUUUUCAUCUCUGGACAUGAUUAUUGAUGCAUAUUGUGAGAAGUCUGUAUGGGAAAAAUAAUGGGUUUGUUUACUGUAAACAUGGAAUCCGUACAUCAUUACAGUUUGUGCAAUAUUUUAGUGUCAUCCAUUACACUUGCUCUCAAUAUAUUUUCUGUAUUUGUAGUUUUAGCGUGACCUUCAAAUAAUAAAUGCCGUAAAUGCUACAAAAGCAUGCCCAGA
Molecule: messenger RNA, 5171 nt
Organism: Syngnathus typhle (broad-nosed pipefish)
Lineage: Eukaryota; Metazoa; Chordata; Actinopteri; Syngnathiformes; Syngnathidae
Product: transcription factor 7-like 1
Exons: 8
Coding region: 3809-4567 (252 amino acids)
Biological process (GO): regulation of transcription by RNA polymerase II; canonical Wnt signaling pathway
Cellular component (GO): beta-catenin-TCF complex
Molecular function (GO): DNA-binding transcription factor activity, RNA polymerase II-specific; RNA polymerase II cis-regulatory region sequence-specific DNA binding
Source: RefSeq, a predicted model, not a curated record